Molecule: messenger RNA, 2435 nt
Organism: Sinocyclocheilus grahami
Lineage: Eukaryota; Metazoa; Chordata; Actinopteri; Cypriniformes; Cyprinidae
Product: fukutin-related protein-like
Exons: 2
Coding region: 485-2095 (536 amino acids)
Biological process (GO): protein O-linked glycosylation via mannose
Cellular component (GO): Golgi apparatus
Source: RefSeq, a predicted model, not a curated record
AUGGGAUUGAUCGAGGCGACCCAGUUGUGCGAGCUUCCUGCUACAUUGUGGUCUUCUCUCGGGCUUCCUUUGCUCAUUUCCGAAUUAAGCAUGGGGAAGAAUACCGUGCAAACAAUGUGCUGAUGAGGAAAAUGUUGAAUCAGCCUUAAAAUCGUUUAUUUUUUUUUUAAUGGACUGCGGUGAACUAAAGGCACAACUAAAGGGUCUAAUAUGGAAUAUGUCCGUCAGUUUUUUUCCUGGAUGGGAUCAGCUGACACAUCAGGAAGACAUCAACAGAAACUGAUCUGGUCAAAGAAGAUGCUUCAUCAAAUAUUCAUCUCUCAAUCGCUUUCCACUUUGCUUUCUUUUUGGCCAGACCAGGAUCAUAAUGUUCAAGAUUUCAGGAAUUCGGACAUGUUAUAAGAGUCAAGAUUUUCUGUCCUCUUUCUAUUUGAGAUUUCACUUACUGCAUGCAUCAUAAAAUUGUUUAACCACAAGAGCCAUAAUGCGUAUCAGUUUUUGUCAGGCUCUGUUAACAGGAGCAAUAAUUUUGAAUUUGCUCAUCCUAUAUUAUGUCUCACGGGCCCAGCAGCAGAUGAUGGAGAAGCGUCGGGAACAAAGUAAAGGCUUAAAGAAAGCCUCUCUGCCUGUGGCAGGACUGGGAGCUAUGGGUAAUCUGGUAGGUGGAAGCAUUGUUGGAGGCGCCAAAAUGGGAGGCCUUGAGGGCAACAUGCGUGGUCCACGCGUCACGAUCCUCGUUCUUGAAUUUGAAGACUUUGAAAACUACGUUGGUGAUGUUGCACGCUCCUUUUUGCGCCAGAGACCAGAGUUGCCCUUCCUCGCUGUAGCUGAAAGUCCACCGUACCCUCCUCUGGCGCUUCCAGAGGGAGCCCGGCUCCUGGUGUUGUCGCCAAGCCCUGACCAGCCUCCACAAACUCACCGUCCCGAGUUCAAUGUGCAGACGGAGUUUGUUUUGUUAGUUCCAGAUGGCGUCGAGCUGGACCACGGCCGACAAAUCGAGCGUCUCAUUCGGGAACUGGAAGGGGAAGGUGGCGGGCCGGUCCGACUCGUUGCCGCCCCCGUGCUGACCCGCUUGGCGGUGCAGUGCCUGCACCUUCGGGUGAAUCUGCGGGAAUGGACCGCGACCUACACCCCUGCGGCCUCAGGGAGCAGCGGCAGCGUCUGCACAGCCCUGCAGGGAGACGCCGUGGUUCUUAUCCGCACCGAGGACCUCUUCAAUCUCUCGGUUCCCUUAGGGCGCCCCCUCAUGUCUUCCUUGUUUGUCCAAACUUCUCUGCGUGGUUGGAAGGUCAAGCUCCUUGAGGGACCUUCGUUCUCUGCAAGUCAUCGCCCGCUGUUUAGCUCAGCGCACAACCAGUGGAAGGCGGACAGUCGCCUGAAAGACGCCACCAAUCACCUCAUGCGUAGCUUCGGGCUGAAGCGUGUGGUGCUGCCUGAUGGUCGGGAUCAGUGGUUUGGCUGUAGUAAAGAGACCGCGCGAUGUUUCGGCACAGUGCGUGACGAUACACCGGAAUACCUCUACCUAGAGCGCUGGACUCCUCCUUGCUGUAUGCGCUCCCUACGAGAGACCACUAAGUAUGUUAUCAAUAUCUUGGAAAGCUCUGGUGUGCGUUACUGGCUGGAAGGGGGUUCCUUGUUGGGAGCAGCCCGACACCAGGAUAUAAUCCCAUGGGACUACGACGUGGAUUUAGGCAUCUACUUGGAGGACAUUCCGAAUUGCGAAUACCUAAAGAACCUGGACUCCGGCUCACUGGUGGAUGCUAAUGGCUACGUGUGGGAGCGAGCGGUCGAGGGCGACUUCUAUCGUGUGCAGUAUAGUGAAGCCAACCAUUUGCAUGUGGACUUGUGGCCCUUCUACCCCCGCAAUGGAGUUAUGACCAGGGACACUUGGACGGAGCACAAACAAGACGUGGAGUUCCCAGAGCAUUUUUUGCAACCCCUGGUGCCAAUGCAGUUCGCCGGCAUCACCGCUUAUGGUCCGAACAACCACCGUGCUUUCUUGGAACUCAAGUUUGGGGAAGGGGUUAUUGAGAACCCCCAGUAUCCGAACCCUGCCAAGAAAAGACUGGACAGGAGUCGCACGUUAGGACCGUAACAAGCAGUAACUUGAUGUGCCACAAUUCCACAACAUUGCAUUUGUUGCAUUUCUGACAUUUUAAACUUUGUAGAGUAUUACUAUCAGAUUGAAGGUUUUGAAGGCUGUGUCCGAUCACUUGAACGUUCGCAUUUCUUGCCGAUUUAAUUUAUUGUAUGUGUGUUGUGGUUUGGGGAGUCAUGAGUCCCAAAAGUAGUCUAAAUAUACUGUAUGUAACAAUGGUAAUACAAGUUCUAAAAUCUUAAGGAUGUAAUAUUUCACACGGCAGCAUCCCAGGAAUUCACAAACAACGGUCAAAUCUUUUUUUUUUUUUUUUUUGUAGUACAUGAACAUCAAUAUA